Brassica napus (rape) is the source of this 1798-nucleotide messenger RNA. RefSeq names its product citrate synthase 5, mitochondrial-like. The record is from RefSeq and is a predicted model, not a curated record. Lineage: Eukaryota; Viridiplantae; Streptophyta; Magnoliopsida; Brassicales; Brassicaceae. The transcript has 20 exons. Gene Ontology annotation, biological process: tricarboxylic acid cycle; citrate metabolic process; carbohydrate metabolic process. Gene Ontology annotation, cellular component: mitochondrial matrix. Bases 166 to 1584 code for a protein of 472 amino acids.
CGGUUUAGUAGUAAGAAUCCUAUUUUUUGGUUUGGUUCUGUUGUAUUUUUAGUACCUGAUGAACACAGAAACACUUGUUCCUCACUUUGCAAAACAUUUUCAUCAUCUCCCGAUUGAUCGCUCAUAGCGUAAAAACUUUAGAAUCACCGGUGUGAGUUUUGAAAAAUGGUGUUUCUUAGGAGCGUCUCGGCCAUUUCAAGGCUCCGAUCUCGAGUCACAAAGCAAUCUUCACUUAGCAACUCCGUCAGAUGGAUUCAGACGCAAGGCUCUUCCGAUUGGGACCUGAAGUCUCAGCUGCAAGAGAUAAUUCCAGAACAACAGGACCGCUUGAAGAAAUUGAAAUCACAACAUGGAACUGUCCCAGUGGGGAACAUCACUGUUGAUAUGGUACUUGGUGGAAUGAGAGGGAUGACUGGUUUACUCUGGGAAACCUCACUGCUUGAUGCAGAAGAGGGGAUACGUUUUAGAGGCAUGUCGAUUCCUGAAUGCCAGAAAGUAUUGCCUGCAGCUCAGCCUGGAGGAGAGCCUUUGCCUGAGGGUCUUCUGUGGCUUCUGUUAACUGGAAAGGUGCCAAACAAAGAGCAAGUUGAUGCAUUGUCAAAGGAGCUAGCUAGCCGUGCUGCUGUGCCAGAUUAUGUCUACAAAGCUAUCAAUGCUUUGCCUUUGACUGCUCAUCCAAUGACUCAAUUUGCAAGUGGUGUUAUGGCUCUCCAGGUUGAAAGUGAAUUCCAGAAGGCAUAUGAGGAGGGUGUUGUUCAUAAGUCAAAGUUCUGGGAGCCAACCUUUGAGGAUGCUCUCAACUUGAUAGCUCGUGUCCCUGUUGUAGCUUCGUACGUUUAUCGGAGAAUGUUUAAGGAUGGUAGCAUAAUUCCAUUAGAUGAUUCUUUGGAUUAUGGUGCUAAUUUUUCACACAUGCUGGGAUUUGAUAGUCCUCAGAUGAAAGAGCUCAUGAGGCUUUAUGUCACCAUUCACAGUGAUCAUGAAGGUGGAAAUGUUAGUGCUCACGCUGGUCACUUGGUUGGGAGUGCACUUUCAGAUCCAUAUCUUGCAUUUGCAGCUGCCUUAAAUGGCUUAGCUGGACCACUACACGGUUUGGCGAAUCAGGAAGUUUUGCUAUGGAUCAAAUCAGUUGUGGAGGAAUGCGGAGAAAAUAUAUCAAAGGACCAGCUGAAAGAUUAUGUCUGGAAAACGUUAAACAGUGGCAAGGUGGUUCCAGGAUAUGGCCAUGGCGUUUUGCGUAAGACGGAUCCAAGAUAUGUAUGCCAAAGAGAGUUUGCCUUGAAGCAUCUACCUGAUGACCCUCUUUUUCAGCUGGUGUCUAAGCUCUAUGAAGUUGUGCCUCCUAUUCUAACCGAGCUAGGAAAGGUCAAGAACCCUUGGCCUAACGUGGAUGCUCACAGUGGAGUGCUGCUCAACUAUUAUGGUCUAACCGAAGCAAGAUACUACACGGUUCUUUUUGGCGUCUCAAGGAGUCUUGGAAUCUGCUCACAGCUGAUAUGGGAUCGAGCUCUUGGACUGCCACUUGAGAGACCGAAGAGUGUUAACAUGGACUGGCUCGAUAAGUUCAUGAGCUUGAGCCGCUGAGGUCAUACCUAACGUGUUGGUCAAGAUAAUCACUCUUCUCUCUCAUUUGAUGGGUAUCUUUUAGCACAAUUUUCAUUACGAUUAUUUGUUUUUCUUUGGAGUUGUCUUCUGAAAAUGAAAUAAUGCCAACAAUUGAAUAAACGGUCUUUCUCGGAUUGAAAUACACUAAAUUAUUAUUCCAACAUUGACAAACAAGUUAACCUAUUGGCUCUCA